AUCAACCACAUUGGAUUGGUUUUCCACAACAGAUAAGUGAAGUUGGAUCGUGUACAAAGAAAACAUCAAAACUACAUCAUAAACAUUUACAAUGGGGUUCAACUGAUUGGAUUAGAAGUGGUUACCUCCAUUCCGAAGAACACAACACGGUUUGUCAUUUCUCUGUGGUACUUGUACUGUUUGGUAGAACUUUUUGUGGUAUUUUGUACUACUCUGUGGUGCACCACUACUACGUGGUUGUUUGUGGUACUUUGUCAUGAGUUUUGUGGUAUUUUGUGGUCUUGGCUUCUACUUUGGUUUUUGUGAUAUGUUUGGUUGUACUUUGCACCCCCACGUGAUAAUGUGGUGAUUGGUGACUACAACCCUUUUCCAUGUGUGUUUUCCUUUUUCCUUCUUCUAAAAAACACAUAGUUUUGUGUCAAAAUGUUAAAUCUGUCUUAUAUCUGUCUGAUAUUUCUAAAAUGCUAUUUGACUUUGCAGAUUUAAAAAAAUAUAUAGUACUUACAUGUCAAAUAUAAAACAACAGCUUCAUAGUAAGGCGUUGGGCUACCACAAGUUAUCAGAAUAGCUUUAUCUUGGCUUAGAUUCUUUUCAUACUCACCAAACUAUUCUCUGACCCCUUGUGCCUUGUAUAGAAGCAUCUGCCUCUGUAAUGCUUCUCCACUCGUUUAUUUAGGUGUUUCCUUUAAUUUGUCACCUGUCAGUAUGUGGCAAGGAUUAAAUAGCAUAUAUAAACCCACAAUAAUCAAAUUACUGAACUUUUCUCUCUUGUGGGAGCAACCAGGCAGCUGUAUGCCUUUAGUAGUACCACUAGAUGUCCCUACUAACUCACCAACACUCUGGCAUCCAUCAAAUUAUAUUUCUCAUCCAUGCAGCUGAUAGUUAGAACAAGGAGGUGCUCUUAAUCAUGACUACAGAAACACUGGUGUCAUUUGUCUUUCUGGUUCCCUUUGUUUUAGUUUUGAUUGGGGUCAAGAGGGUACACACACCUUUCAGAAGAAGUUCACCUUAUCAACUCCAAACCAACAUGAAUUUAAAUAGCAUGUCUAUAAAUUUUGAACUAUGAUUGGCUAUAUGGGUCAAAUGUUUAUUCAUUCUGUAACUCUUUUUCCUGAAAACACCCAUCUUUAUGGUGUAGACACACACAUUUAUCACUACCAAGAUUUAACCCUCCAUUCUGUUUUAUCAUGUCACUUUCUUUAACUAUUUCAAGCACCCCGUUCUUCUUCAUGCAACUCUAGGAGUAUAGAACAAUAUUCCCAUAAAUGUAUCACUCCCAUCCCAGCAAUGUUUUCCAUUCACUGUCACUGAUGUUUUGCACAAUAAUGUCUAACAGCACAGCAAGACAUGGAUUACAUAAAGCUGACUCGGGCACAGCCAGCGAUUGUGUUGACAAGAAGCCAAAAGAUGUUUGCUGCUGUGACUUGACAUUCCACAGAAAAUGUUACAAAACAGGCAACAGGGAGGCAGUGGUAUUUUUAGACACAUAUCAAAAAGAGUUUAAGUUAAGUGAAUGAUCAUUCUUCCUCCUUCAAAGCCCUGUAUGCCGACAACUCAGAGCCAGAAGGGUUAGAGGGAGAUUAUAUUUUCAAAGGAGUGAACUGAGGAGGUAAGGUUGCUAAUUAAAAAUAAACACUUUCUAGGACAGAAGCUGGCAAAGACACUGGGGUGUGGCUGAACAAAAAGAGACUCUGGCUUUUCCUCUGACUUGCAUCCUUAACUUUUACUUGCUAUCCAUUUUUCAGAGACACUACUGCUUAAUGUGUUAUGAUGCCUGUGGAGAGGGGCACAUCUGUGCUCCUGAGGGACCUGAACUUAUGACCUCUGGUGCAAGAAUGUGUUGAAAAUUCUACGCUAUCAUUAUGUAGUGUGGCAAUCUCAUCACCAUGUCACACAUUCCACAAAGCUUUAUGUGAGAGAAAAAAUGUUGUCCCCUCCCUGCCUGAAGUCUGGCAGAUUAUGUAUUAGACACUAGAAUAUCCUGAUCUACUCAAUAAUUAAAGCUGACUCUUCUUCAGAGAGUUUGGGAGGAAACAAACAGAAACUGGGGUGAUGUGUGAAUUUAAGGUCCCAAAAUCAAAGUGGAAGCACAACACAGUGUGUGAAUGUGUUUUGAAAGGAUUAUACACAAUAGUGAUGUAUAGCAAAAUCAUUUUAAUGACUGUCCCAUGUUCUGUCCUCCCACUUGUCUGCUGCUGAUUUUAAUUUGCCCUCUUCGUUUUCAUAGGCACAUGUUUUUGUGCACUGGCCAUGCCCACUCUACAGAGGAAAAGUACUGUCUGCUCUCUGCUGUGUUAUAUAUGUUCAGGAGUCAUGUUUCAUGGAAAGUGGAUUAUAAGCCCCUUUAAGUAAACAUUAUCCCUAGAAGGGAUUAUGACAAAUGAAUGGGGAAAAAUAUAUAUUUUUAUCUCCCCUUAUAGUAAUAACUACUGAGCAAGCAAAACUGAGCAAACAAGACUUUAAGUGAUUACACAUUCAUCUUUCAAUCUAUAGUAUUCCCACUGCCUUCAAACACUGCCUGCUUCACAUGCUCACAUGUUUCCACUGGACAAAAAUCAUCUAACCUUACAGUAGCAAAAAAUUAUCUACCCCAAAUUCUCAGUCAUUUGUCCAUUUCCGAAAAGUGAUCUGUAAUCUUUUGGGAAAUGACGGCAGUGAAGACAAUAUCCACUCUGAAUGUACAUUUAUUGUAUUUACAUGAGUGAUAGCUGCCAUUUGCCUAUCUGCAUGACUCUGGCACGGCUGACCUGCGUACAGGGCACAAUGUGGGUGGGACUUGAGAAGGAGCACUACUGCCUAUGGGCAGGGAAGAGCAGCCUGCUUAUCUGUGAGCCCUUUACCAGCCAUCAGUUCAGUCAAAUGUAACUCUGGAAUUUCUUUGGUGACAGUCAAACACUCACAAAAUUAAAAAAAUGUUGUGUGGACAGAGGAAACAUAUCAUAUCACUACCUUUUAAGCUGAUAUGGCAAACUUGUUAGCAAACAGUUGCUUAUUCACACGUCCAGCAGUUACAAAGCUAAAUUAUCUUUCAUUUGGAGUCAUGUUUGUGUCCAUCUGAUGAAUCUAAGUCCAAUAUUCACUCCCUUUUAGCUCUGUUUUGUCACGUUUAGUCAAGCAGGUAACAAGGGGAUGGACCAAAACGCAGACACUGAGGCUGAACAGGUGAAGUUCAAUGAUUUAUUGCAGAACAAAACCUUACAUGGAUGGUGAGGCAGGCAAUGGUUCAAACCAGGAGAGCAGUCCAAACAGGUAAACAAAUCAGAUAGGGAGUAGCAAAAUCCGAAAGUCCAAGAAACAAGUAAAAUCCAAGAAACACAGGGGAAGUCCAAAAAAACUAGAAACACUUGAAAAGUCCAAAUUAUUAGAAACACUAGAAACGCGCUGGAAUGCUUAAUGAAGGAAGUACACAGACAAUGCAAAUUCCACCUAGAAUUUUAAAAUAGUAAUAAUGUACUGGUAGUGGAAAUAUUAACAUUAAUAAUGUAAUAAUAAUGGGAAUGAUAGUCAUAGUAAUGAUAAUGACAAUAAUAGUAACAAAGCCAACAACAACAACUGUAGUAGCAGUUGAGCAGGAACAUGGGGGCAGCAGGUGGCCCACAACCAAAGAUCCAGUCUCUGCAGCCCAAACUGGGACCUGAUUCCACAGGAGAGGAGCUUGACAACUGAAGGCUCUGGCUCCCAUUCUACUUUUGGAGACUCUAGCCAGCGAUCAAAAAUUAUGGGAAAAGCAAACACAGACAUGAAGUAAAACUACACAAGACACAUGAUGCAGAACACUACAAAAUAAAACAGGAAAUACUAAACUACAACACAUAAACCAGAACAUGUAUUUGUUGCAUUUGUUGUCUGAUCCAACAUUUUAACAGUACAUUCUUUGAGGUUAAAAGGUUAAUUCAUCCAGUACUGCUCAAACAAGGUCUUUUUCAGUCAUUUCAAAAAAAAUGUUGAUACUGUUUCAGAAUACAUUAGAGGGUCACAAUUGUCUCUAACAUAGUUAUAGAUAUGACUGUCAGUCUUUAUAUCAUCUUGCUGCUGUUGUUCUAGUUUUGUUCUGAUAGAGAAACUGGCCUUGGGAAAACUUUCCAUUGCACACCAGCAUAUCACUGCAUCUCCCCUCUUAUCUCUUCUCACACGUGUUCCCAGUGAUCAGUGUUGGAUCCAUUGCCUUCAUCCUCCUCCAUCCCUUUUAAGAGCAUAUUCAUAUCAGGAUCCAUCAGCCUUCAACUCUCCAACCCUUCUUCAGACCUUAUGUCAUCCUCCAUCUCUCUCUUCCUCCCCUUCAAACCUCAUGUAUAACUAGAGAAAAGAGACAUUUCCUCAUUCAAAGGCAAACUGCAGAAUGUCACUCAGCAGGUGACAGCAGUGUCACAGAGAGACUACAAAAGCAUCAGAUAUUCAUGGUAUGUGUCACAGGUUCGAUCACCCUGGGGUUGUACACUGUGGAUCCAUGGCAUGCAGCUGUGGGUGGAGCUUUUACCAUGACAUCAAGUGAGGGAGAGGAGAGGAGAGGUAUAAGAGUGAAAGAGCUCAGACACCUGCAGACAUACAGCAGCAGCACGUUAAACACAGCUGUAACUGUACAGAUGCUAGUCUCUCUCCAUCCAUCAGCUUUCAACUAUGUCUACUAACACCAGCGUUCUUCUUCUCAUCACUCUUUGGGCUUCCAUGCAGGACGGUUUGGGUCUUCCUGUGAUGAAACAGCGUGAAGUGGAGGCCGGUGACGGUGUCCCAGCACAGAGAGAGAGGACCAAGCGCUGUGCCUGCAGCAGCCUGCUGGACUCUGAGUGCCACUACUUCUGUCACUUGGAUAUCAUCUGGGUCAAUACGCCCAGUAAGACCAUAGUUUAUGGUCUAGGCAGCCCUCUCUCCCGACGCAGAAGGUCCACUUUACGCUGCGCCUGUGCCAACCCUGAUGAUCAAACCUGCACCAGCUUCUGCCAUCACAGCCCUGAAAUCACUUCCACAAAGAGAUCUGUAAAGAGACAUCAACUCAACAUACUCAGAAUCCUAAGAGCUGUGGCCAGCAGGUCCAAGAGAGCUUUGGAUGCACCUGAUUCAGGCAAGUCUUCUGAGGCUCAGAGGGAGAAUGCUCGCUAAACAAUGUGAGUGUUGAGGCAGCAAGAGUGAGAGAAAGAGAGCAGCAAGCACCUGAACAAAUGACACUCCUUUGAUAGAGAGAGGGAGGAAACAAAGGGCUGCUGAAAGAUGUGUCCGACGCAGGAAGGCCGAAGCGCCACAAAGAUGUCUGUUUGUAUCCGGGAAUAGAGGGUGAACGCGUGACUGAGUUCUGCAAACACAUCAUGGAAACAGAUGUGGAGGGUCGGCAUUGAGAGGAGCUGCUAUCAGAACAGGAGAACGCUGUGGUUGUGUUUGACUCUGGCCAUCUGGUCUGGAGCGGUUGUCUCUGUGUCACUGUACAGACAGGCCAGGACGGCACUGACAUAGAAGGAUGAAGUAAAAGGGCCAUGUAUACUGCACAUACAUGUACAGGACUCUCACAUACAUGGCAUGUUUUUACUCAUUCUUUUGUAAAAUGCUUUUAUUUUCUAUCAUUUAUGUAUCAAAAGAUUCAUUAUUUCACAACUUAUAAAAUUAUUUUUGUUAUGAGUGACCUAAGGGACUCUGACUGGGGAUAAAAAGUAUAAUACUGAAAGUUAUAUUUCUGUAUCAAGGAUUAUUGUGUGCAAAAGGGUCAAACAAAUUAAUUAGAAGUGAAUCAAGCCUGUAUCUUUACUGUGUGUCAAAGUUUUUGAUUAUAAAGAUAAAUUGUGACUACUAAAAACACUACAAAAAGAAAAAAUUACCCUCAUUUUGUUUUUAUCGCUCUCUAAUUCAUGGCCUUCUCUGUUUGCUUUAGGAAAGUGCGCUGUGUACAAAAAGUGAUUACUGUGAAGAAACUGUACAUGAAGAAUAAUUUGAGGGAAAAUAAAUCCUUUUAGGGGGCAUGUGCGAUUCAA
Siniperca chuatsi (mandarin fish) is the source of this 5957-nucleotide messenger RNA. RefSeq names its product endothelin-2. Gene Ontology annotation, biological process: vein smooth muscle contraction; regulation of systemic arterial blood pressure by endothelin; regulation of vasoconstriction. Gene Ontology annotation, cellular component: extracellular region. The transcript is spliced from 5 exons. The record is from RefSeq and is a predicted model, not a curated record. Gene Ontology annotation, molecular function: endothelin B receptor binding; hormone activity. The coding region runs from base 4618 to 5097 and encodes 159 amino acids. Lineage: Eukaryota; Metazoa; Chordata; Actinopteri; Centrarchiformes; Sinipercidae.